CCUCUACUCGCUCACUCAUCACUCACUCCAUUACAAAAUAAAUGCGAGAAAGAAGGUGAGAGGCAAAAGUGUCGGUGGCUCUCUUCACAGACAACAGUGGGCUCUCUCCCUCUCCAUCUCUCUCUGUGUGAAUUGCUGUUGAGCUUUCGACUUCAGCUGCUUGUCUCUAUCCAUUUAUUUCUGCACCUCUCCUCCCCCCGACUGCUCACAAAAACACCUACUACUGCUCAACUAUUCCCUCGAAGCCUUUUCUCCAAAACAUUCACUCAUUUCCUCUGUUUUCAUCCCCAAACGAGAAGCGUAAAUAGAGGGGACAGGAAGGGGGAACGGGAAAAUGGGAGUGGAUUUGAGGCAGGUUGUUGCUGGGAUACUCACCAUCACCAUGUUCGUCAUGCUUGGGGAUAUGCUCAAGAGGGAUUACAUUGGCAACUCGGAGCAGGAAAGGUUUCCCGGCGAAGCCAGAGAUGUUGAAUUUGAUAGCGGGAAGGUUAUGGAGAAGUUUGCGAUGAAGACGAACGGUCCGUGGAUGGAAGAGAGCGAAGAGCUUACACCUUGUUGGAAGAAGAAGUCUGAUUUCGAUUUGGUUGAGGACUACAAAGGUUUUGUCACGUUCUCGUUAACCAAUGGACCGGAGUAUCACGUCUCACAGAUUAGUGAUGCAGUGGUGAUAGCUAGAUCUCUACAGGCAACUCUUGUACUUCCUGACAUUAGAGGAGACCGGCCAGGUGAUGAGAGGAAGUUUGAAGAAAUCUAUGAUGUUGGGAAAUUCAUCAAUGGUUUGGAUGGGGUAGUGAAAGUGGCCAGAGAGCUUCCAGUUUCUGUAUCCCUUCGAGAUUUCGAAGUUAUCAGGGUACCCAAUCGAGUUACAGAGGAAUACAUUGCAGAGAAAAUUGAACCAGUCUUUAGAAGGAAGGGUAACAUUAGAGUGGCAAGUUACUUUCCCACUCUAAAUAUGAGGAAGACCGCACAGAAGAGCGGCAGUGAUUCACUCUCAUGUUUGGCCAUGUUUGACACUUUGGAGUUGAAGCCCGAGGUUAACGAGGUGGUUGAUGAUAUGGUCACAAGGUUGAAAACUUUGAGCCGGCAUUCUGAUGGUCGGUUUAUAGCAGUAGACUUGAGAGUUGACAUGUUGGAAAAGAAGGGCUGUCAUGCCAGUGCAACAAAGAGCUGCUACAAUGCACAUGAAAUUGCGCUAUUCUUGAGGAAGGUUGGAUUUGGCAGUGACACAGUGAUCUAUCUAACUCAGUCAAGGUGGGAUGAAAGUCUCGACGUAUUGAAGGACAUCUUCCCUAAAACUUACACAAAGGAAAGCAUAAUUCCCGCGGAGAAGAAGACCAAGUUCUUGGGAUCAGAAGACUCGGAGUUUGAGAAGGUGAUUGACUUCUACUUGUGUUCCAGAAGUGAUGUCUUUGUACCAGCCAUCUCCGGCCUGUUCUACGCGAAUGUAGCCGGUAAGAGAAUAGCCACCGGUAAAACUCAAAUACUAGUACCAGCUGAGAUUCCCGGUACAUCAUCGCCAAUCACCAGUCAUUUCUCUCCAUACAUCUCAAAGAGGAACCACAUGGCAUAUACAUGUUUUUGCUAGUAUUUCGAAGUGAGAAGGCAGAAAGGCGAAAUGGGGGGUUGCAGAAGUCUCCCAAAUAAUACUCUUAUAUUCAUUAUAUUGCAGAAGGUUGAGAAGCUUUCAUUAUGUACAAUAUAAGAAACUGGGAAAUCAAAGUUCUUCCCAUGAAACAUAAGUGUUUCUGUUUUUCUCUUGUUUUUUUUUUUUUUGGGCUUUUGAGUUGGUUUUGUUACUUCAGAACAGAGUGGUCUUGUUUUGAAUAGGAUUCAAAUAGCUAUCUUUUUGUGAGGUAGGUAUAGAUAUUUUGAAGAACUUGUUUGAUGUCUCUGUUGUAAAACUUAAGGAUCAUAGUUCAUGAUGAGAUCAGUGGUAUUUCCUACCUAUCUCAAUUUGCUUCCUUUUCCGUGUUGGAUGAUGGUUUUGCAGAAGUGUAAGAAUUCAGGCUAGUUGGAACAAAGACAAAAGAACAACCCUAAAGGAUGACCGCCGUUAUAUUAUGCCUGGUUGGAAUUCAAAGUCAAAAUAUAUACAAGGCAGUCCCAGAAAAUGGGGGAUUAUAUAAUGUAGGAUAGGGAUGGCAACAAAAC
Linum tenue is the source of this 2151-nucleotide messenger RNA. NCBI's taxonomy places the organism in Eukaryota, Viridiplantae, Streptophyta, Magnoliopsida, Malpighiales, Linaceae. The record is from the annotation of a GenBank genome assembly.